AUGCCUGCGGAAGAGCGUCAGACGCAUCGCAAUCUCCAGGUGUACUUCAUGGAGCGAGCCAAAGCUGCAGGUGUGAAGGAACAAAAGGAAGAAGAAGAGGAGGAAGACGACCCUGAGAUGUUGGCGUUGCUGGGAGACGGCGAAGUGCCAGAAGGAGGCGACGCGGACAGUGACGCCGAGGAGGAUCCCAGAGAUGCGCAGCGGAAGAAACAGGAGGAGGAGGAUAAGGAGGCCGUAGGCACCGUGGAGAAAUCCAAAAAUUGGAGCUCCGUGAACUUGGCCUUCCAGGAGAGCAAACUGAAUUACCGCGGCAGUUUUUCAGCCUUGUCCUUCACCAACUGGCUCUGGUUCAGGGUGGUGCGACCCAAGUUGGAAGAGACAAAGUCCAAGCUGCCGGAACUCAGUGAUGAGGAGAUGGACAAGUAUGGCAUCCAAGACGUUGAGGAUGUUCUGGGUGAGUUUAUGCCCGCCAUGAAGAAGAAGGAGGAGAAGGAAGAUAAGAAAGACAAAAAGGAUAAGGACAAGGACAAAGAUAAAAAGGACAAAAAGGAUAAAGAGGAUGAUAAGAAAAAGGACAAGAAGGAUGAUAAGAAGGACAGCAAGAAGAAAAAGAAAGACGCCGUUCAGCUGAACGCCAAGGAAAAGGUACAGGUUCAGAAUCUCAUCAAGAACAUGAUCUACGGAGAGUCUGGCAAGAAUAAGUCCAUCACCACGGGGUGGGUCAAUCUGAUCGAUGAGAAGGACAUGCCACGGCUGACUCCUUGGGAGUUUCAGUUGGCGCACAUCAUGCGAACCUCUAUGGCGAUGGAGUACAGCGCCAAGAAGAAGAAGGAAGUGCCCGACUUGAACCUCUACUACGAGAUGUGUCAGUCCUUGGCCGAUGCCAUCGGGCUCAUAAAGAAACAGUAUUUGCAUGAGUUCCCGCAGAACUCCUUCGAGGACGUGCUUCCCAUCCAGGAGGCCCUGGCAUUGCAAAGCCGCUUCCGUGAAGGCUCCGUCACAGGUGCGAAAUUCGAUCUCUUGUGGUACCUGCAGAAUGGCGCCCAUCUCUUGGCUGGCAGCAGUUUUGCGAAGAAGCACCGCACCACGGUCUUCAAACCCUUCAAGAUCCAGGAGUUGAUGAUCGAUGCAGUGUUGCAGCCAGGACCCCAAUUGGUCUUUGGCAUCGCACCGCCUGGAACGGGGAAAACCGCGGUGGUGUCACAUAUUCUGAAUCUUUUUCCUGUGCAUACGCUCCUUGGUUUCAGUGGGAUGGGACCGGGACAGUAUCCCAAGAAUCUGGUGUUUUCGGAGCUCCAAAGCUCUACAGAUGUCUACAGGCCUUUCGUUUCAAACAAGGUCGAGGCCUUACAAAAGGAGGACCGCAGCAUCAGCAUGGCCAUCACCCUGAAAGGUAGCGUCAUCACCGAGGCCAUUCUGCAUGGCUACAAGGACGUGGAAAAUCGUUCCGUGCGGCUACCGUUGGGUUGGAUCGGCUUGCACACUGGCAAGGGAAAAUGCGAUGCUCUACUGGAUCAGAUCGUCCGUCGCCUGGCGCCACCCGACGCACCGCUGCCGCCGGACGCGGAGUGUCCCAAGGGCUGCGUGGUGGGCGCCGCAUGGGUGCAACGCACUGUGACUUUCGAUGAGCUUCGGUCGCAGUUUGGGUGUACUGAGGCAUUUGUGUGGCUGACGGUGAUGGCAUACUAUGCUCGCAAUAUGCCAGCAGUUCCUGAGGCGUUUGGUCUGUGUGAUUUUUUUGCCGGAGAUGGCCAUGUCGGGAGAAGUGCGAAAUUUGCUUAUUACAGCACUGCCCAGCUGGACAUCAACUAUGGCAAGAUGACUGUACGAAAAGGCAAGCAGAACAGCUUCGACAUGACAACAGCAGCAGGCCUAGCGGGUGCUGCACAAGUCGUUGAUUCAAUGGCUUCAAUGUCUCCUGAUGCCAUGGUUGUCCAGCAGCGACGCCACCUCUUGAGUGAGACGGCAGACCUUUCGGCAGACGAUAUCCAGAAACUCCUUGAGGAGACCAAUGUGCAGCUUGAGCAGCACGACAUUGGAGAUCACUUGCCCCAAGUCGAGCCACAGCUGAAUUUGUGGGCACAAGCUCCUUGGGACUCUAUCUCUCCUUUCGUGGAGAUGCUGCCAAGUCAGACAGGCAUGCCUGGUUGGCUAUUUCGCCCGGACAUCUUCCACAACUGGCAUUUAGGUGCUGGAAAGUACUUUAUAGCGAGCUCAUUGGUGGUCUUGCAAAAGUUUGAGAUGCUUUUUCCAGGUGGUGGUGUGGAUGCCAGGUUGCUUUACAGCAAUGGAGCCUGGCUACAUUGCACCAUUGCGGCAGAAGUUGCUCGCAGGGGUUUGCUGUCUGUGCGUGCCAACAAGAGAUUGGCUCAGGUCGACGAGUCUUUUGUUGGAGUGAUAAGUAGGCGCAUCCAGGACAGUGCAGCACCUCUUCGCCUGCGCCUGUAUGUAGCAGAGGAGGAGGUCCUAGCUGCCGGAAAGGCGCUUCGGCGGGCGAUGAAGCCGGCUAUCGAGGAGAUAGAUCGCCUCGAAGCCGCCGCCAGUCCCCAUGCGGGUGGUCCCAUCUGCAACAUUCUGAGCGCCUCAGUGCGACUGCCCAAAGCAGUGCCCUGCAACGGAGAACUGGGCUGCUGGCGUUUGCCGGACGACGUGAGGGAGGAAGUGCUGAAGCAGUUCGAUGAGUCCUUGCAGAUCUAUCACUUUCCUGAGGUGGGUCUGAGGCCCAGGGCUUGGCCGCUGCCGUGGGCGCCACAGCUGAGUCGGAAGGAGGUCUUUUGGCAUCGCGACUUGGCCAAAGAGAAGGCGUUGACGGCGGCAAAGACUGCUCCAGUGAUCAACCAAGCGACGUCUUUGCAUCGCUUCUUCUCUGUGACAGGUACCAAAGAUUCUUCUGCGUCUCACAGGAAGUGCCUCACCACUGCGGCCGAGAAAGUCAUCGAUUUGGAGGAGGUGCCUCCUGAGAAUAUCCCGACUCGUCCCGCAGAGCUUCAGGCUCAGUUCUGCAUCGACCUUGAUGAUGAGAGCAGCGGGGAACCAGCGGGGGAAAAUGGCGCGGAAAAUCGGGCGGCGCGCUUUGUGGUGUUGGUGUUUUGUUGCCCAGCGCUGCCUGUGGUGCUGAGCGUGGGCCGCAUCUCCAAUACCCUCGGCAUUCCCUACGCCUUUUGCAAGGGUCGCCGCAUCACGCCCAGCUACUCCUGCGGCCGUGGCCUUGGGACGCACGUGGACAUGCCGGCGGAGCAGAACAAGCCGGCACAGUCCGCGGUGGAGUCUUUGAGAUAUGCCGUGGUCAAGCUGAAUCUCGAGCGAAAGAAGAAACGCCUCGCAGAGAAGAAGCGAAAACGUGCGCUGCACGACUUGAAACGCUUCCCACGCAUCUUUUUGAUGUGCGAUUCCGCCAGCGCUGCGUGGCUCCUGCGCCAGUUGGAUCCCAAUAGGACGAUCUUGGUGGUGGAUGAACCGCCCAUGGGCAGCGAUGUCUACCCAGACAAGCCCGAGGACAAUCCUUUGGCGUGCGCAAUGAUGCAAGCCAUGAUGACGCCUAUGUACAAAACCAUCCUAAUGUCGGCCACCUUGCCUAGACCAAGUGCGUUGCCCACGAGGAUAAGUACAGAGAUCAAGAAGCAGCGCAGAACCAUGGAGACAGACCUCUUUCCUUGGCGUUGCAUACAUUGCCAACGCAUCAACAAGAAAGUGGCCGAAACAUGCGCGCUGUGCCAGGCACACUGGACUACAGGUGUGCGCCACAGCACGACGCCCAGAACACAACAGGCGACAGCAUACAGGGAUGCAUGGCCGCCACAAGAACAUCAAUAUGCUUGGGAGAAAUGGGAAGAUUGGGACAACUGGCAGGAUCACACCAGCCGAUCACAGAGCCGUUCCAAGAGCCCACGGGUUGCCCAAAGAUCGCAGAGUCCAAGGAGCCGCAAAGGCAAAGGCAAAGGUGCUGGGAAGAACAAGGCCAAGCACAAAGAUGCUGCCUCGCAUGUGAUGGGUGCAGAAGCACCACACCAUGCGAAUUACAGCACUUCGCCAUUUGCACCCCUUGCGACAACACUACCUCCGUGGCCUUCUCUGGACGGGGUUGCGCAGAAUUUGAUGCCAACCACAGCAUCGGCAUCCAGUUCCAACAACCUGGAACUUCUGGCUCAGAAAAAGGAGUGUGUUGCAGCACUUCGAGUGGCCUAUCCAGAAGUCAAUGCAGCGCCUCAAGAGACCCAGGAGCUCAUCGAGAAAAUGGACAAGGACAUCGAGCGCCUAGAGAAGGAGAACAGCAAGUUUGUGACCAAAAACUUACAUGCUGCUACCAAAACGCUGGGCAAGGCACAGAAAACACUGACAGAAGCUCUGGAAUCAAAAAAGGUCCACCGCACACGAUGGAUCAAGCAUAUCACAGAGGCGGUCACCACAUGGCAGACUCAGUUGCAGGAAUAUCAAAAGCAACAAGAGACGUUCCAGAUUGCCGCCACCAAGGCACGAGCGGACAUCGAGACUGCCAGAAAGGAGAUCCAGGCGCUUUCAGUCAAGGCCUCCCAAGCCACAUUGGCGGCUAUGCCACCACUCACGGCGCUGACAGCGGAACAGGACGAGGGGAACACAGAUGCCGACACCGAAGAGGAAAAACUGCAGGGGCAGCUCCAGUCGGUGUUGCAACACUGUGCCGCAGUCCUGAAUGCGGAGACUCCGCACCAGAUCAACGACGACAGCGGAGAUCUGACCAUGGAAGACGAAGAGCGAGAAAAGAAGCGCCCUCGAUCCAUGCAGCCCUUCGGUGGGCCUGGGCCUGCUGGAGCGCCAUCGGAUGCCAAGAACGAGCUGUACAUGAUAAGCAAGGACGACUUGACCGUGUUUUUGCUGUUCUUGAGGAUCUGUGAAGUGCGAUUGACUGAUGAACAUGCCAAUGUUCCCAGACGAGUUGCGGCUGCAAGCACGGCUCCACCAAAUGCCCCGCCAAAUCAGCUUCACCUUCCGCCGCCACCUGCGUUUGUGACUGAUAUUUUUGGGCUACCGGGCUUUCUAGCUUUGCCGCAUGAUUUCUUGAUGGAAAACACCUUCUUGAUUCGAACAUGGUAUGUGCAUCAUUUACAUUUCCCACGUUGGGCUGUGCCGCGUUUUGUCGAACUGGACCACAGAUGGGUUUUAUGGCAACGUGAAAUCGCCAGCUCAUGGAGAGACAUGAUUCAACCCAAUGAAGAUGUGCAGUUCUUCACAGUGCUACCGGACCCAGACCGCAGCUUUUUGCAAAGACAAGCUGUAGCGGAUGUGCUGGUUGUGCAAGGGACAGACGCAGAGCGUUAUGCCGGCUUGCUCACAGUUCAUCGCCAGACCGCACAGGGAUCCUUACGUCCUUUUGCAGUUGCUAUUUCCUUGCCAGAUGAAGUGAGUGGAUUAGAUCUAGUGACCAAGGGGGUGAUGAUCACGACUUUGACGAUGAAGCCGAGCUCAGCUGAGAAGCUGAUCAUUUUGGAUACUGAAGUGCAUUUCCCAGGGUCGCAAGUUGGUCGAGCAUUGGCCUUGACUCAGAAACAUGCAUCCUUCAGGAGCAUCCCGGAGGAUACCAUUGGCCUGCACCCCAUCUCGCAAAGUGCAGAACUUGAUGCUUGGUUCGAGCAGAUUCUUGAAGUUUGGCAGGAUGCUGUUGACCCCUCUUCUUCCGUUGACAUCAAGUUUGUCAUGCCCACACCACCGCAUACUGCUACUGAAACCAUUCUGGCUCAUCUCUUGCUGGAACAAAACAGGCCGAUAGCGACCCAUUCUGCCGGGAUCAUUUCGGUUGUUCGACAGGGCAGAAGGCAUGCUGCCCUGCGACAUGUUGCAGUUUCGAUCGGAAGGCAAGUUUCAGUUACUGCGGUCCUACGUAAGGUCAGUCUUCAGGAUCUCUGUGCCAUCCAACGUUGUAGAGUCACAUUCCGACGGCUUGUCCUUAAUCCUGGAGUCAUUGAGGAUCUUGAUUCAGGUUUCUGCCUUGUUGCACAAGUGACCACACGAGCGCAAUAUGAGCAGUCAGAUGAUGAAGAUUCAUUCAACUCACAUCAGCCGCUCUGGGCACCAGCUAUGGCAGCUGUGAUGGAUGCGCAUCACCUAUCUGCUGAAGGAAGUUUUGACGCCCAGGAAGACAAUGUUUCAUUCAUCCAAAUUGCUCAACGCACUCAUGAUCAGAACUCUCCUGAUGCAAAUGUCAUGACAUGUAGGCCUGGCGAGGUUGGCGAAGACUUGGGUUUCCCCAUCAUUAGACCGGCUUCUGAUUUGCCACGCCGCCUCAGACUUCCCAGACAUGAUGGCCAAGAGGAUUGGAUCCCUCCCUUAGGGCACUUGUUCCAUACAGAAGGUGCCCGUGAACAGAAUGUUGCAGCCGUGUUUACUGCCCUAAUGGAAGGUUCACCACAUGACGCAAUUGUUCAAGGCGCAUAUUCCGCCCCAGCCCAGGUUGACCGUGCCAUUGUAGCAAGGCUCAUGGAACUUGAACAAUUCACCAUUCACAGAAGAUGUCGGUUGUUUCAAGACAGACAAUUGCUGGAUGAGGAAGUUGCUGUUGCCAUUGUAUCAGGAAGUAGUCUCAGUAUUCGAAUUGAAGCACCACAUGAGCCAGCACAGACUAGCGAUCCCAUUGAUCAGCUGCAUUUUGAGGAUUUGGCGCUCAUGCAAGCGGCACCUGGACAGCCACAGCCUGCGGCUUGCUCCUUCAAUCCCAACACGCCUACCUUCAAUCCGGAGGGACCCAAUCUCUGGCUUUUCCCGGAGUUUGUACGAGAUCUGCACUCUGAAUUUGAAACGGCAGCAUUCACAUGGGAGGGUGAAUCAGCUUCAAUCAAGGUGAUGGUGUGGUUUGUGGAUCAUCGCUUCCAUUUUCCUACUUGCCUGUAUCCACGUGCAGCAACCCUGUUUGAAGAUUUUACAGAUUGGGAACAGCGUCUCGAAUCAAUUUGGCAGGAUUCCAUCCAUCCUGGCCUUGGGAUUGAAAUUGAAGUAGUUAAGCCAACUCCACCACAGCUUGAGACAGGAAUUGCGGCACAUGUCAUAAUGGUCCAGGCUCCCAAUGAUGCCUGGUCGACGACGCUUGUUUCCACAAUUGACCUGAAUCUUGGAUACCAACCUGUCCGCAGAGCCAUCACCACACCUGACCGCACUACAUUUGAGCACGUUGUGAGAGCGGCAGGUUAUGAAGACACCUGUUUGCCAUCGCACGGUAAUCCACCCUGUGCACUUUGGUAUGAUCUUCAACGGAUUCGCAUUGGCCACCCUUUGUUGAGUUGGACUGGCUUUAGUUUUGUCCUUGUCAUUGAUGAUAAUGCGCAGAGGGCCCAUCGGCAAGCUGCUGAUGCGGAUGAUGCUGACAUGACAUUUCUCCUGCAAAGGACACCCAUGAGUGCUCCCAAGCAUGCCGAGCCAGCGAACCAGCCGGCUUGUUUGCAAAUUGGCUUUGAGGAAGCUAGCCAGGCACUUGAUAAGCUUGAUUCGCACUUCACGCUGCCAGUUUUUGAUCUGGAAGUCUGCCUGCAGGACCAUGCACAUUGGCUCCCGCAAUGCUUGCCUUGGAUUAGGGCUGAAUGGUAUGCAUGCGACCAACCGAUCGAUCAUGUCUCUGUUUAUUAUGAUGGCUCUUACUUGAAACAGGAAGGGACCGCAGGUGCUGCGGCUGCGGCAUUUGUAUUACAAGGUGACCGCUGGCUCUUUGCUGGAGCUGUGUCUGCACAUCUUCCGACUCCGGAGUUUGGUUCCUACACAGCUGAAGUUCGAGCCGCGCUACUGGCCACUAAGCAAGCUUAUGACCUGGUGAAAAUUGCAGCAGAAGUGUUUGGAUGUCAGCCAAGUGUCACAUUUUUCUUUGAUGCACUUUCAGUGGGUAAACAAGCAGAAGGACUUUGGCAAGCAAAGAAAGACAAGGUUUCAUGUCAUGCAGUACGCAGUCUUCUGCGCAUCAUGCAUACUCGGUGGCAAGUUUGCUGCAACCAUGUCUUUGUUCCGGGCCACAGUGGUGACCCAGGCAACGAGCUUGUUGAUACGAUUGCCCUGUGUGCAGCCCAUGGAUUCCCCUUGCAGGAUUGGAACACCAUUUUUUGCAUGUUGACCAACUGGCACUUUGUCCAAGCCUUGUCAUGGGGCUGGGUCUUCCAGCAUCCGUCCUUUGACAAGUACUGGUCUGAUAGUACUUUGCUUCUGCCUGCUAAGCCUCAGACCACGCCUGAACCGUCUGCCGUGGGUUCAACUGCCUCCUACGGAAGUAGCCAAAUUGCGGACACUGUGACAGUUAAGCUCAAUCUGCUUACCUGCAACGUACUGACGCUGACACAAGGAUCUGGCAAGGCCAAUGAAGACCAUCCCAAUCCUUUGGGGCCUGCCAGAUUGCAGACAAUCACCAAACAAUUUCUACAAGCCAAUAUCUCCAUCUUUGCCUUGCAAGAGACCCGGCUUAGGACCAGUAUGCGCCUUCACAGCCCUGAUUAUUUUUUGUGGCACGCCCCUGCAAACUGCAAAGGACAGUUUGGCAUUCUGCUGGGAUUUGCCAAACAACAGCCUUUUGCUUUCCAGCAUGACGGCAAGCCUCAUGGACAGGGUUGGUUUGAUGAUAAUGAUUUUGCAGUUGUUGCUGCAGAUCCCCGUUUCAUGAUCAUCAAAGUGCAUGCCCGAUGCCUCAAGUGUAUUCUUGUUGCUGCCCAUGCACCGCAUAGUGGGGCGGAUAUUGACACCAUUGAAAUUUUCUGGCAACAGGUUAGUCAGGCAGUUCCAAAGAAAUAUGAUGGUUGGCCCAGGGUGCUCCUGGCGGACGCAAACUGCAGAUUCGGAGAUUGCCCAAACCAACACAUCAGCGACCAUGAUUCUGAGAUUUCCACGGCCAAAAGUGACGCCUUCUGCCAAUUUGUUGCCAGUCAAAAUCUCUUUAUCCCUGCAUCAUUUUCGACAUGCCACACCGGUCCGUCAGGUACUUGGUGUCAUCCGAAUGGCGAUUGGACCAGAAAUGACGUCAUUGGAGUUGAUAUGACAUGGCCGUUGUUGACCUGUCGGUCUUGGAUUGAUACGCACAUCGAUGUCUCACUUCAGAAGGAUGACCACCGACCAGCCUGUGUCUCCAUCAUGUGGCACUCCGAGACUGUCCAAGCACGACCACGAAAAGGUAUGCCCAAGUGUCCCCCAAAGUUUUGUGAAGAAGCUCUGGCAGCCCUGAGAACCCAACAGGCCUUGCAGGAUUGGUUUGAUACAGAUGUGCAUACACACUUUCACAUCUUACAACAUGAGCUUGCUGCCUGUACCAGGCGAGAGACUGAUUGCUUCCAGAAGCAUCCGCGCAAAACCACCAUGUCAGCAGAUACUUGGGCUUUGGUCUGCGCUAAGCGCAAAUGGCGAAAAAAUUUAGCCGAUUGCCAAACACUGCAAAGACGCACUUACCUGCAAGCCAUCAUGGCAUCUUGGAAGUCCGUGUGCCUUCAUGGGGAUGGUGAUGCCUGCCAACCAAAUGCGGCUGUGGAGUUCGACGACAUUCUGACUCAACUUGAUGUCGAUGUCGCCACAGCAUUGCACCAAUUCCGCAGUUCCAAGCGUGGCACACGACCUGGCAGCCCGCUCGCAGAUUGUAUUUUUCAUGUCCUCAUGUCAGACAUUUUGCAUCACCUACAGACCUGGAUUGAUUCUCAAGAAGCGUUCAAUGACAUCCUUCAGGAAUUGGACAUUCCAGGCAGUUUUGUCGCAUGGGCCGACGAUUUAGCAAUCCCCUGGGCAACACGAACUGCCGAUGAGAUGCCUGAUGCCCUUAGGGCUAUUUUAAGCUUUGUUGUGCAACUCUUCCACAGAUAUGGGUUCCUGCUCAAUAUGGACAAAGGGAAGACUAGCGCUGUUGUCUCCUUUCGAGGGACAGGAGCGCCGUUGCUCCGCCAGCACUUUCAACUAGGUGCCAAGCCAGGUGAUUCAGUCUUGAUUGGUGACAAGAUGUACUUUUUGCACUAUGCUGCAGCUCUUCCGAUCCUUGGUGGAGAGCAAAUUGUUGUUUGGUCUAGGUGCUUGGAUUACGCAACUCACCGGCAAAUGAGCAAGAUCAAGGCAGUUCUGCUGCGUAUGCUGCAAAAAGUGCUACGUCUCACCAAAGAGGCCAUCAUGUCCACUACGACUGCGGAGGUCUUCCGACGUGCCCAGCAAGCUGACGUGGCUGCACCCGUUCAAAGCCAUGGAACCAAGGAGUGCGCAAGGCAUGCUGUUCUGAAAGGAGGUGUGGUCAUGAACGAAGGCUUGCUCACUGUCAUCCUGCGGCCGCCGCUGGAACAAGAUGUGUCCUGCGUCGUGCUCUUCUCCACCUUGCACUCGUAUGUCUGUUCCGCGAAGCAACAGCUUUGGGAGCACGGCCCAUCCGAUCUGCAACACCUGCUCCAUAGGGAGCAAGCGCUUUGUCAGACAUCCUGGAUUGCUGGCCUCCUUGCUGACUUGGAGUGGAUGCGCAAGUUGGAACCAGAGGCCACGACGCCUGUCGAUCCUGACGAUUUGACUGCUCUUUUCGACUAUUGGCAAAGUGGCACACCGGAGUGGCAGAAACGGGUUAAGGGUGCUUUUCGUCGAUUUCAAAAGCAAGAGCAGAUGAUGCAACAGAUGCAUAGGUUCCAUGGGCAGAUCGUCAAAACGUUGCACACCUGUGCAACAUUCCGAGACCUUCCGUUUGACCAAAAUGAUGAGGACGAAGGCCACAAGUGCUUUUGCGGUCGUUGUUUUACCACACCACAAGGCUUGGCCACACACAAACGCAAGGCCCAUCAGAUUGGAUCGCUGGAAAGACAUCUUAUUGACGGGCCCACGUGCCCAUCCUGCCUUAAGUUCUUUUGGAGCCGACAGAGGUUGUAUCAGCAUUUGUCGUAUAUCCCAAGGCAGACGAAAGUCAACAAAUGUUUCCAGGAUUUACAAAAGCGAGGCUUCAGAGUCCUUGAGGAACUGACACCUGUAUAUGCAGGCCAGCCCAAGGGACUUCAUCGGACUGAGGCUUUGCAAGCCCUCGGGCCACACAUGCAGCCCAAGGACAGCCGUAGCAAUGAAUUGCUCCUUGCAAAGCAGAAGCUCGCACAGGUUGAAGCCACCAUUUUCCACAUUCGAACCCCAGAUGAUGCUGAAGAACAGAAGACCGCCUAUUGGCAGUGCCUUAAUGCAGUGACCGUAGGAUGGUUUCAACGUUUUUGCGAUGCAGGGUUUGAUUCUUCAAUCAUUUCCCAACUACCAGAUGCUUGGCUGGAUGUGGCAGCGACAGCUGACCCUGGCUACCCUGAGUGGUUAGAGAGUGUCUACAUUGGGUGGGGUGAGCGAUGUUUGGAAGAUGUCAUUGCACAAUUUGAGGAUGGUGAAGCAGAAUCGUUAGUUGACAAUGCUUUCGCCGAUUUUAUCUUUGAUUUUCCAAGGAUGCAAGCGCUUUCUGAAGCAGCCUUUUUGAGACAGAAGAUUGGACGCCUGGAUGCUGAGCAGGGUUGCCUUUUUCCUCAUCGGCUGCCCAAAUUUGGCACAGCCAACGCCAAAGAGAGAGCACAGACUGCCUUGCACAUCCCAUCCCUUUUUGAGCAACAAGACGCCUGGCUGGAAAAGGUGAGGGCUAUCAGAUUUGACACGAUACCGGAUGUCACAAGCAUUCCCAGUAGUGUUGAGAGCCAAACCACCCUGCCGCUCUUCUUGGUGGUCCAUUUGUUCAGCGGCCGGAGACGAGCUACUGACAUUCAUGCCAAGCUGGAAGAGUUUGCGUAUGGGAAGGGAUAUCGAGUCCAAGUUUUGUCUCUGGACACAGCUGUUUCCAUUUUUUAUGGCAAUCUGCAGGCUACUCAUGCUACAUGGAAGUUUCUCACGACCUUGUACAAGGCAGGACGUGUUUCUGCAACAAUUCUGGAGUCUCCCUGCGAGACAUUCUCAGCGGCCAGACACCAUCAACCAGAUGAUGCGGUGCCGGAUGAAGUCAAGCGGCGCUGGCCACGACCUCUCAGGAGCGCCACGCGCUUCUUUGGUCUUUCUGGCCUUACGACCCGGGAGUUGAGACAAGCAGAACAAGGUGAGUAUCUGGACCCCACCUUGGGUCCAGCUGUUGCUCCAACUCCCCAACGUGCGCCUACACCGUGUUUGCCAAUGGAGGUGGGCGCGGGAGCUGUGAAGCCUACUGGUAUCCUUGCCAUCAAUUGCCCAUUCUUUGCACAAUCUGCAUAUCGAAGGCAGCUGCCAGAAGCUGUCAAACCCCAACAAGUUGCGAUUGGUCGAGACACGCACACUGGUGCUUUCCGCACUGCUGUACUCAAGGAGUACCCACCAGCAUUCUCAGCUGCGUUGGCUGGUGCAGUAGCCGAUUGUUUCCAUGUUGCAGUCCGUCAGCACAACCUGACGUUAGGACCUUUGCAAGAGCCGGAAACCGAAGCUUGGCUAAAGGCAGCUGUACAGGCCUGUGCCGUCAUUCGCACAGAGGCACCCUGGCUAGUGAAGGCCUUCUUGGAUCGUUUCCAGAUCCCGGACUCCAAGAGGAACAUGCACGUGAGGGAGUGCAUGAGCACCCAACUGGACCGUGGUGCGGUGCUUUGUGGCCCCAGUGGAGCCGUUGCCUUCCCUCAUCAGCGCCUUAGCAGAACAGGCUAG
Molecule: messenger RNA, 12570 nt
Organism: Cladocopium goreaui
Lineage: Eukaryota; Dinophyceae; Suessiales; Symbiodiniaceae
Source: the annotation of a GenBank genome assembly